AUCAUGGACGACUUCAAUAGCGAAACAGAUAGUGACUACACAAGUUACUGGAGAGACUGGUUCAUAUCCUCCCGUGGAAAUGAGUACUUUUGCGAAAUCGACGAAGAAUACCUCACCGAUCGUUUCAACUUGACUGGCCUGAACACAGAAGUGCAAUACUACCAAUAUGCGCUAGACCUGGUCACCGACGUAUUCGAUUUCGACUGCGACGACGACAUGCGGGAACAGAUUGAGAAGUCGGCACGACAAUUGUACGGCCUAGUGCAUGCACGCUACAUAGUGACAACACGCGGACUGGCGAAGAUGCUCGAGAAGUUUAAGAAAUCCGACUUUGGCAAAUGCCCCCGCGUAAUGUGCGAAUCACAGCCUCUGCUCCCAAUGGGCCAAUCUGAUGUGGCCAACACCUCCCCCGUGAAGCUUUACUGCUCACGAUGCGAAGAUCUUUACAACCCCAAGUCGUCGCGCCACGCCAUAAUCGAUGGCGCGUACUUUGGGUCCUCGUUCCACAACAUCCUAUUCCAAGUGUAUCCGACGAUGCUUCCGCCCAAGAGUCAAAAACGGUAUUCCCCGAGAGUCUUUGGGUUUAGGGUACACGCGGCGGCGGCACUGAGCAGAUGGCAAGCGGAAGAGCGGGACAAAAUGAAGGAGAGACUAAGGCUGGCUAGAGUGGAGACCGGAUUCGAGGAUGAGGAUGAAGAACUCGAGGACGAAGAGGACGAAGAUAUGGAGGGGACUGAAUUCGAGCGGGCAAUCACACAGCAGUUAUAGAUACCUGUGCGGAUUGAAGGAUCAUAGUGUGGCGUACGGCGCUGGCGUUGGAAGAAGUAGUCUUAUUCACUGCUCAAAUGCAUGCUGGGUUCAUUUCGUUGAGGACCACUUGAUCAAUCGACGGGGCGCCGAACAUGAUGUUCUACCAAAACCUUGUGACUGUUCUCCAUAAGGCACGUCUCUCCCUUACGAGGGCCGGAUGUCAAAUUUCUGCAGUGGCCGCAUCUAGCUUCAUUCGCAAAAGAAGGUUGGAAAAAGAGUCGACACAGGAUGUAAGGACAU
This is a messenger RNA of Periconia digitata, 1050 nucleotides long. The record is from the annotation of a GenBank genome assembly. NCBI's taxonomy places the organism in Eukaryota, Fungi, Ascomycota, Dothideomycetes, Pleosporales, Periconiaceae.